CCGUCCCGCUAGACCGGAAGCCGCGCGGGCUGCGUGCGCCUUUCGGCCCGGGAAGGUCGGCGCCGUGGCGAGGGGUCGCGGUCCGCGAGCUGCGCGCGUCCGGGCCCAUGGGUCUCCAUGGCGACGGCGGGGGCCCGGCAGCCGGAGCGGGGCCGUGGCGCUCCGGGGGCCUCUGCGGCAGCGUGGCCGUGUUCGCCGCCGUGGCUGCCGUGUUCACCCUCACGCUGCCCCGCUCGCUGCCGGGGGGAGACUCGGGGGAACUGAUCACAGCCGCGCAUGAGCUUGGAGUCGCCCAUCCCCCCGGCUAUCCGCUGUUCACACUGGUGGCUAACCUGGCAAUCACCCUCUUUCCUUUUGGCUCCGUCGCCUACCGCGUCAAUCUCCUCUGUGGCUUAUUCGGGGCCGUAGCGGCUUCGCUCCUUUUCUUCACCGUUUUCAGGCUUUCUGGCUCUCAUGCCGGAGGAAUCCUUGCUGCGGGGGUGUUUUCGUUUUCUCGCCUAACAUGGCAGUGGUCCAUUGCAGCCGAGGUUUUUAGCUUAAACAAUCUGUUUGUGGGGCUGCUCAUGGCGCUUACCGUGCGUUUUGAGGAGGCAACAGCCGCAAAGGAGAGAUCAAAGAUAGCAGCCAUUGGAGCUUUCUCAAGUGGCCUCAGCUUGUGUAAUCAGCACACAAUAGUCCUCUAUGUCUUAUGCAUAAUACCCUGGAUUCUCUUCCGACUCCUGAAAGAGAAGGAACUCACCCUUAGCCUGCUGCUGAAGCUGGGCCUGGCCUUCUCUGCUGGCCUGCUGCCCUACGUCUACCUGCCUGUCUCAUCCUACCUCAGUCAUGCCCGCUGGACCUGGGGAGACCAGACGACACUGCGAGGGUUUCUGAAACAUUUUCUCAGGGAAGAAUAUGGAACAUUCAGCCUGGCCAAGUCUGAAGUAGGAUCAAGCGCGUCUACAGUGCUGCUUUCACAGAUAAUAAAUAUGAAGACCGAACUUUCAUUCAAUAUCCAAGCUCUUGCCGUUUGGGCAAAUGUAUGUUUACUUAGAAAGGACAGACGGAAGUCGUCAGUAGUAUGGCUUUUCACUGGGAUGCUUUGCGUGUACUCAUUAUUCUUCGCUUGGCGAGCAAAUUUAGAUAUUUCAAAACCACUUUUCAUGGGGGUGGUGGAGCGAUUCUGGAUGCAGAGCAAUGCGGUGGUGGCCGUUCUCGCUGGCCUUGGUUUGGCCACACUUGUGUCCGAGACGAGCCGAGUGCUCAGCUGUAAUGGGGUUCGGAGCCUGGAGUGGCUGUCAGCGGCCCUCUUCAUUGCUUAUCAAGUGUACUCAAACUACAGCAUUUGUGACCAAAGAACCAAUAACGUGAUUGAUCAGUUUGCACGAAAUCUUCUGAACUCCAUGCCUCCCGAUGCUAUCAUCCUACUGAGAGGAGACCUUCCGGGGAACGCGCUCCGUUACUUGCAUUACUGCGAGGGAUUGAGACCAGAUGUUUCUUUGGUGGAUCAAGAAAUGAUGACCUAUGAGUGGUACUUACCCAAGGUGGCAAGGCAUUUGCCAGGAGUGCACUUUCCUGGGGACCGGUGGAACCCUGUGGAAGGAGUGUUACCGAGUGGAAUGGUCACAUUCAAUCUUUAUCACUUUCUUGAAAUGAAUAAACAAAAAGAAACAUUUGUUUGCAUAGGGAUCCAUGAAGGUGACCCAACCUGGAAAAAGGACUAUUCACUUUGGCCGUGGGGAUCUUGUGACAAGUUAGUGCCCUCAAAGAUUGUAUUCAACCCAGAGGAGUGGAUUGAGCAUACAAGAACCAUCUACAAUUGGACUGAGGAAUACGGAAGAUUUGAUCCAUCUUCUUGGGAAUCCGUGGCCAACGAGGAGAUGUGGCAAGCAAGGAUGAAGACUCCAUUUUUCAUCUUCAGCCUGGCGGAGUCUGCCGCAGUUCCUGCUGAUGUGAAAGCACAACUGUACACCCACGCAUAUAAACUUUAUAAAGAGAUCGUGUACUUGCAAGAGGAACACCCAGUGAAUUGGCACAAGAACUACGCCAUCGCCUGUGAGCGGAUGCUGCGCCUUCCAGGGACCGGCGAGGACCCUGAAGUCCUGCUGUCUGAAACCAUCAGACAUUUUCACCUCUAUACUCAGAAAGCACAGAAUGACCCCCAGCGAGCAAGCAUCAUGGCUGCUCUCAAGCAUCUAAGACGAGAACUACGAAGUCUGAGAAAUACUAGAGAGGUCUGAGCCAGCCAGGGGGUAGCUCUGCUUGCCGCUCCACUUCCAAAGUUUCUAGUCCAAGAGUUUUCCCCUCAAGUAAAGACGCAGCACCACAGAAGGGGAGACCUCAGCAUCUCCUGGAUAAAGCUAUCACGUGCAGCAGAAAGAAAGUAAUGGCUGAAAUGC
Molecule: messenger RNA, 2378 nt
Organism: Rattus rattus (black rat)
Lineage: Eukaryota; Metazoa; Chordata; Mammalia; Rodentia; Muridae
Gene: Tmem260
Product: transmembrane protein 260
Exons: 16
Coding region: 108-2219 (703 amino acids)
Source: RefSeq, a predicted model, not a curated record